AUGGCAGCCAGGCGAGAGUCCUUGACGGACAUCCGCGCCAUCAAUCCUGACCUGGCCCUCAGCGGCAACAUCAUCUCCGCCACGUUCAACAUCCCCCACAGCCUCGAUUACCACAAGGGUGCCGACUGGGUCCUAAAACCCCGCCGGGGUCAGUCUGCGCUCUUCGACUCGUUCUCCUACCUCUCCUCCGACAAGUCGCCGUGGAACCACACGGUGGUCGCCUGGACGGGCGAAAUCAGCCAGCCGAUUGACAUUCUCUCGCCGCCGGACACCCCACCUACGUCGGCGGCCGUCGCUCCCUUGAACGCGCUCUCUGCACCGAUCCCUGUCGAUGGCUUCCAGCCGACCGCGCCCGUGCAGCAUGAUUCGGACGGCCUCUACAUUCCCCGGGAGGAUAUGCAGCGGCUUGACGAGCAACUCGCGCACGACCCGCGUAUCAAGGUGGCACCGGUGUGGCUGGCCGACGAUGCUGCCGAGAACUCGGAGGAGGGCAUUCGGCUAAAGGACCAGGCACGGUGGCGGCGGUACGCCGAGCACGAGCUGUACGGCCUUUUCCACUACAAGCAGCACGGCCCGACCGACGGCCGCAAUGAGCGUCUGCAGUGGGCCGACUUCUACCGCAUGAACCAAAAGUUCGCCAACAAGAUUUCGGAGCUGUACAAGCCGGGCGACAUUGUCAUUAUCCAUGACUACUACCUCAUGCUCCUGCCCAGCAUGCUGCGCCAGCGCUCCCCAAACAUGUACAUUUCGUUCUACCUGCACUCGCCCUUCCCCAGCAGCGAGUUCUUCCGCUGUCUGCCACGCCGCAAGGAGAUUCUUGAGGGCGUGCUUGGCGCCAAUCUCAUCGGCUUCCAGAGUUUCGGCUAUGCGCGACACUUUUCGAGCUGCUGCUCGCGGCUACUGGGCUUCGCGUCUGAUGCCAACGGCGUCGACACGUAUGGCUCGCGCGUCGAGUUUGGCGUUUUCCCGAUUGGGAUCGACGUGGCAAAGGUUGAGCGCUUGGCAUGGGGCGAUGCGGUCAACCAAAAGUACGAGGCGCUGCGGAAUAUGUACGACGGCAAGAAGAUUAUUGUCGGCCGCGACCGCCUGGACAGCAUUCGCGGUGUGGACAAGAAGCUUCUGGCGUUCGAGGCCUUCUUGGCCAAGUACCCCGAAUGGCGCGACCGUGUGGUGCUGAUCCAGGUCACUAGUCCUACUUCGAUUGAGGAGGACCGCGACAACGAAGAGGCGAAGAUUGCGAGUCGGGUCAACGAGUUAGUCAUGGCCAUCAACGGUACCUACGGCUCGUUGGGGUUUUCGCCCGUGCAGCACUACCCACAGUACCUGAGCCAAGACGAAUAUUUCGCCCUGCUGCGCGCUGGCGACAUCGGCCUCAUCACCUCUGUGCGCGACGGCAUGAACACGACCAGUCUCGAGUACGUCAUCUGCCAGCGCGACAACCACGGCCCGCUCAUCAUCUCCGAGUUCAGCGGCACGGCCGGCAGCCUUCGCGAAGCCAUCCACAUCAACCCGUGGGACUUUACUGUCGUCGCCGACGCCAUCGAGCAGGGCUUGACCAAGUCGCCCGAGGACCUGGCGCGCAUGCACAACCAUCUCUACGAGCACGUCACGACAAACACGGUGCAGCACUGGAUCAACAACCUGAUGGAUCGCCUCGUGAACGUGCUCAGCUCGCGGCGCAACGUCGCGGCGACCCCGCUGCUCGACCGUUCUGUGCUUCUCUCGCAGUACCGCGACGCCCGCCGCCGACUGUUCCUCUUUGACUACGACGGCACGUUGACGCCUAUUGUGCGCGAGCCGAGCGCCGCUGUGCCGUCGGAGGCCAUUAUCAAGGCCCUGACCAAACUGGCGUCCGACCACCGCAAUGCUGUGUGGAUCAUCAGUGGCCGCGACCAGGAGUUCCUCAGCCAUCACUUGGGCCACAUCAAAGAGCUGGGCUUUAGUGCAGAGCACGGCAGUUUCAUGCGCCACCCAGGGCAGGAGGACUGGGAGAACUUGGCCGAGAAGCUGGACAUGGGCUGGCAAGCCGAGGUGAUGGAGAUUUUCCAGAAAUACACCGACCGCGUGCCUGGCUCGUUCAUUGAGCGCAAGCGCUGCGCCCUGACAUGGCACUACCGACUGGCCGACCCCGAGCAGGGCCCGCACAUGGCACGCGAGUGCCACAAGGAGCUGGAGGCGACGGUGACGCGCAAGUGGGACGUGGACGUCAUGGCGGGCAAGGCGAAUGUGGAGGUGCGCCCCACGUUUAUCAACAAGGGCGAGAUUGUCAAGCGCCUCGUGUCGUCGUACGGCUCGGACAUUCGCAGCGUGGCCAGCGUUGGCUCGCGCACGCCCAUGGAGGCGUCGGGCGUGCUCAGCGCCGAGGGCGGAUUGCAGACCGCCCAGCCUGCGCCUGCGCAACAAAACGACAACGAGCUCGAGUUUGUGCUGUGCAUGGGCGACGAUGCGACCGACGAGGACAUGUUCCGUGCGCUCAACGGCCUGUCGACGCCGCAUGACGACGACGCGCCGGCCGCUGUCACGUCGGAGCACGUCUUCACGGUGACGGUCGGCGCGAGCACCAAGGUGACGCUGGCCAAGUGGCAUCUGCUGGAGCCCGAGGACGUGAUUGACUGCGUGGCGCUGCUGGCCGACACGGCCGGCCCUGUGGCGACGAUUGGCGAGGUGAACCUGGCGGCGAUUACGGCCGUCGAGGGCCGCAUCCCGGAAUAG
This is a messenger RNA of Sporothrix brasiliensis 5110, 2712 nucleotides long. Its product is annotated as alpha,alpha-trehalose-phosphate synthase (UDP-forming). Gene Ontology annotation, molecular function: catalytic activity. The transcript has 3 exons. Gene Ontology annotation, cellular component: cytosol; alpha,alpha-trehalose-phosphate synthase complex (UDP-forming). Bases 1 to 2712 code for a protein of 903 amino acids. Lineage: Eukaryota; Fungi; Ascomycota; Sordariomycetes; Ophiostomatales; Ophiostomataceae. Gene Ontology annotation, biological process: cellular response to heat; fungal-type cell wall organization; trehalose biosynthetic process. The record is from RefSeq and is a predicted model, not a curated record.